Molecule: messenger RNA, 1626 nt
Organism: Hydractinia symbiolongicarpus
Lineage: Eukaryota; Metazoa; Cnidaria; Hydrozoa; Anthoathecata; Hydractiniidae
Product: E3 ubiquitin-protein ligase CCNB1IP1-like
Exons: 12
Coding region: 227-1105 (292 amino acids)
Biological process (GO): reciprocal meiotic recombination
Cellular component (GO): synaptonemal complex
Molecular function (GO): ubiquitin protein ligase activity
Source: RefSeq, a predicted model, not a curated record
ACCAAAACUAAAAUUAGUUAACAACGAAAAUUUAUUUAUUUUAUCUGUGCAGUUUCUUAUAUCAAAAUGGUUAUUUUUUUCUAUUUUGUUGUGGUAACGAGUGACUCCUUAGCUAGCUUGUUAUACAGAAAUGUAUCUAACACUCACUGAAGUGAACACUCACUGCUCUUGUCGAAGUCAGAAAGUAUUAUGUUAUUUUAGAUCGUAUAAUAGUUAACAGUAGAAGAUGGCGAUGGUAGAUAAUGAUUUAGUUUGCAACUUUAAGAAGUGUAGAAAGAGAUUGGUUAACAUAGCAUGGGUCACAUCAUGUUCACAUACAUUUUGUGAUGAAGAUGGCACAAGAGAAUUCAGCAAAUCAUUUGUCUGUCCAGCUUGCGAUACAAAUCUGAAUGGCAAACAUGACAUUGUUCGACAUGAACUCCAACCCAAUGAACAAUACAAAUCAAUGAUACUUGCUGGUUUGAAACCCGAAAUUAUCAUGGAAAUAGCAUCUAGAGCCAUCGCAUUCUGGACUUAUCAGGCACAACAAGAGAAACUUUACCACGAAUAUGCAUCAGCGAAGAAUAAGGAAUCCCGAGAUAAACUUGAGCAUUAUUUUGAACAACUUGUAAACAAACUACAAGUGGAGUUAAAAUCCGUUAAAGUUGACUUAUCAGCUAAGUCAAAAGAACUGAAUGAAACAAAAAGACGAUUCAACGAACUUAGCGAGCAGCAUCAGGAAAAAUCUCGUCAACAUCAGAAACUACAGAUCAUGUAUGAUACUCUGCGAAGGAGAUCGAUAAAUCCUGCUUCACUGGAGGAAGAAAACCAUCAAACAAAACAACCACCGUCUGCUAAUCAUUACAAAAGAAAUCAGUUUCAAAUGGCAAUUGGUUCUACUUUCCUCGGAUCAACAAGAAAUAUUCAAGCAUCGUUACAAGAAGCUCACCAGGCGUUAUUUCAUGUAUCAAAACCUAAUGGACACACCUCACCAACACCAGCAGGUGACGGUUUCGUGUUAAAGCCUUAUCCUACACCUGUUCAACAGCCUCGUAAUCGCGUAGAAGAACAUGAAAGUUUCGGUCAGCGGUUUACGUUACAGUUAAAUACACCGAGAUCAAAGUGAUGUUUUAAAGGAGGUGUUAUAUUUCAAAGGAUGGAAAGAUUUGUAAAGUCAGAAUUUUUGCUGUUCAUCUUUUUAAGGAUAUGUUAAUUGGGUUUGUUUGUUUGUUUGUUUUCCGAACUUUUAAUCUGUUGUUGUUGUUGUUGUUGUUGUUUUCUCACCUUUCUUGUUGUUAUGAAAUUUUAGUGCUUUCUCAAACUGUUAUCAUGUUUUGUCUUGAAAUUACUAAGAAAGUUGUCUAUCAGUUCUAUAUUCAAGAUACACACAUCCCAGUGUUUAAGAAUUGUAAUCUUAAAAAGUUAAAACAUUCUUUACCUAUAAGAAGAAGUAAUGGACUAUAAUAUAAUGGCAUCAUUGACACUAGAAAUUACGUCAUAUCAGCUAGAUUACUAUUUACUGUAUAUCUAGUCUGUAUUUUAUCCCCAUCGCCUAUAUAUGUGCUUAGCAACCACCUUGUGACCAGAAUACAUGUAAUAAUUAUUUAUAUAACAAAUACAACAUUUUACAAUAAAUAAAAUUAGAAA